Molecule: messenger RNA, 348 nt
Organism: Adineta steineri
Lineage: Eukaryota; Metazoa; Rotifera; Eurotatoria; Adinetida; Adinetidae
Source: the annotation of a GenBank genome assembly
AUGGUUAAAAAUUUUGAAUCUCCGAAAAUAAUCUGGUGGAUUAUUGUUCCAACAUGCAUUAUUUAUUUAUUUCUUUUGGUUCAUUGGCCAUAUGCAAUACCUUUUGAUUAUUUGGGAUCAUUUGGUCAAUUAUCAUAUUAUUUAAUAUCAAAUUAUCGUAUUUUACUUUUUCUUAUUCUUUGGUCUACAUUUAUUGCACAUCUUUACGAAGCAUUUGUUGCACGUACUAUUUGUCGACAACUUAAUAUCAAUCAAGAAUCAACUUAUCUAUGGAUAAUUCAAACAUUUAUUUUAGGUUUUCCUUCACUCCGUAUACUUAAAGGAUACACACGUCGAGGAUUAUGGUAG